Messenger RNA from Malaya genurostris, 1637 nucleotides. Its product is annotated as cytochrome P450 4c21-like. NCBI's taxonomy places the organism in Eukaryota, Metazoa, Arthropoda, Insecta, Diptera, Culicidae. Gene Ontology annotation, molecular function: heme binding; iron ion binding; monooxygenase activity. The record is from RefSeq and is a predicted model, not a curated record. The coding region runs from base 62 to 1567 and encodes 501 amino acids. The transcript is spliced from 6 exons.
UUCAACAGUUCUAAGGGAGAUCGCUUCGGAUAUUUCUAUGUUCUUCGUGUGAAACUUCGUGAUGAUUGGGUUGUUGUUAGUGUUGAUUCUGAUAGUGAGUGUGGUUCAGUUUGUCCGAUUCAGGCGGGCUACGUCCUUUGCUCGAAACCUUCCGAGUGUUGAACCUUGUUAUCCAAUCAUAGGAAAUGCAUUACUGUUUCUCGGCCAAAGUGAUGAAAAACGAUUUCUUAAUGUGAUUAGAGCCAGCAGUAAUCCGGCUAAGUUGUUUAAAUUGUGGAUCGGAUUCGUUCCGGUUGUCUGCACUAAUGACCCAGAUACAGUUCAAAAGAUCCUUAAUCAUCCAGAUUGCAUGGAUAAGCCGUAUUUUUAUGAUUUCUUCAAGCUGGAUUUCGGUCUAAUUACGGCCCGCUAUGACAUUUGGAAGGGACAACGCAAAGCAUUGAAUCCUACUUUCAAUCGGAAACUGAUUGACGGGUUCAUCACGAUCUUCGCGACGUGCUCCCAAAAUCUGGUGGAGCGACUGACGGAUCACGAAUCCGUCCGACUGACACCAUUUUUACAAAAAUGUACACUUGAGAUGAUUUGUGCAACCACCAUUGGGACGGAUAUCAAUCGUCAGCAAGGAGUGGAAAAUUUGUCGCGAAAGGUUGACGAGAUAUUUCAUUUGGUGUCGAGAAGAAUACUUAGUAUAUUCGCACAUUCGGACCGCUUCUAUCGUUUGACUAAGAAUUACGGUGUGGAGGAGGGCCUACGAAAUGAAGUACUCUUUUACGGUAAUCAGAUCGUACGUCAGGUCAAGACACAAAAACAAACGGAACCUAGUUCUGCAGAAAACCGCAACGAUGAUAAAAUUCGAAAGCCACAAAUUUUUAUCGAUCAGCUCCUGAAUUCACAAAGCGGUAAAAAAUUCGAUGAAAUCGAAAUCAUUCACAAUAUGUACACAAUUAUCGUGGCGGGAAGCGGAACUACUGAAACCCAGAUGAGUCUGAUUGCAUUGUUGCUGGCCAUCUAUCCGGACAUGCAGGAGAAAGUGUACGAAGAAAUUAUGACCGUUUUCCCGGGCAACAGCGAUCCUAGCAUCACUCCUGACAGUAUAAAGCAACUGCAGUACUUGGAUAUGUUUGUCAAGGAGUGUUCACGACUCUUUCCGGUUGUACCGCACAUAUUAAGGACACCGAUAAAGGAUGUUGAUCUGGAUGGAUUGAUUGUGCCCAAGGGAGCCUUCCUGUGCAUUAGCAUUUUUAAUAUUCAUCGACGAAAAGAUGUUUGGGGUCCGAAUGCCGAUAAGUUUGAUCCCGAAAAUUUCUCCCCCGAGUGCAUAGAAGGACGUCACCCAUUUGCGUUUCUUCCAUUCAGCGGAGGACCACGUAAUUGUAUUGGAGCUCGCUAUGCCAUGGUCGCCCUGAAGAUUAUGACCAUAUAUUUGGUGAGAACUUUUAAAAUAAGGACCAAAGCACGUUUCGAAGACCUGUCGUUUAAGUACGAUGUUUUGCUCAAGUUGUCAACUGAACCGGAAAUAACAUUGGAGCGACGAACAACGAGUGUGCAAAAUCACGGAGGCAAUUAAUUGCAUCCAUCUGUUAUAUCUUCAUCAUUUAAACAUUUGAUAAAUUGAAGAAAUUAAAUAAAGAAGUUAU